AUGUCUGACGACGAGGACUUCAUGCAGGAGUCUGACGAGGAGCAGUACGACUUCGAGUACGAGGAAGACGAUGAUGAGGACUCUGGAGACGUCGGCAUCGAGAACAAAUACUACAAUGCGAAGCAACUCAAGCUCACCGAUCCCGAGGAUGCUAUUGCCGAAUUCUUAGGCAUACCACCGUUAGAGGAGGAAAAAGGCGAAUGGGGUUUCAAAGGCUUGAAACAAGCCAUCAAACUCGAGUUCAAGCUGGGGCAGUAUGCAAAGGCGACGGAGCAUUAUGCCGAGCUGUUGACAUAUGUCAAGUCGGCUGUGACGAGAAACUACUCCGAGAAGUCGAUCAAUAACAUGCUGGACUACAUUGAGAAGGGAUCAGACAGCCCCAAGGCCGUGGCAUGCGUCGAAAAGUUCUACUCCCUCACACUCGAGAGCUUCCAGAGCACGAACAACGAGAGGCUAUGGCUGAAGACGAACAUCAAGCUAGCCAAACUCCUUCUCGACCGCAAGGAUUACAACACGGUCACCAAGAAGCUUCGAGACCUUCACAAGGCUUGUCAGAAGGAAGACGGCAGUGACGAUCCCAGUAAGGGCACAUAUUCUAUGGAAAUAUACGCCCUCGAGAUCCAGAUGCACGCCGAGACCAAGAACAACAAGCAGCUGAAGAGACUUUAUCAGCGUGCCCUCAAGGUCAGGUCCGCUGUGCCUCACCCCAAAAUCAUGGGAAUCAUUCGCGAAUGCGGUGGCAAGAUGCACAUGAGCGAGGAGAACUGGGCCGAAGCGCAGACGGACUUCUUCGAAUCCUUCCGCAACUACGAUGAGGCCGGCUCGCUCCAGCGGAUUCAGGUGCUCAAGUACCUACUUCUUACGACUAUGCUUGUCAAGUCUACCAUCAACCCGUUUGACUCGCAGGAGACGAAGCCGUACAAGCAGGACCCCCGAAUCACUGCCAUGACCGACUUGGUGGACGCAUACCAGCGUGACGAUGUUCACGCCUACGAAAAUGUCCUGCAGAAGAAUCAAGACAUUCUCGCCGACCCCUUCAUUGCUGAGAACAUUGACGAAGUCACGCGCAACAUGAGGACGAAGGGCGUCCUGAAGCUGAUUGCACCGUACACACGAAUGAAGCUGUCAUGGAUCGCGAAGCAACUGAAGAUCUCAGAGCCCGAAGUUCAAGACAUCCUAGGUUUCCUCAUUGUUGACGGCAAGAUCCAGGGCAAGAUUGACCAGCAAGCCGGCACCCUCGAGAUUCAAUCGGACGCGGACAGCGAUCGUACCAAAGCUUUGUACGAACUGACGCAAUCCGUCUCGACUUUGUACACUACCGUGUUCAAGGAGGGCGAAGGCUUCCGAUCGACCGAGUUCCCUACCGAUGAGCAGACCAUGGAGAUGAUGGGCGGCGGCAUGACCCCCAGAGGCGGCGGUCGCGGACAGCCGCGGGGUGUCGGACGGAAGGGCAAGGGCGUGGUGCCAUCGAUGUGGACGUGA
Molecule: messenger RNA, 1482 nt
Organism: Colletotrichum fioriniae
Lineage: Eukaryota; Fungi; Ascomycota; Sordariomycetes; Glomerellales; Glomerellaceae
Source: RefSeq, a predicted model, not a curated record